GUCCGCACCAUCACCACCAGCGAAGCAGAACGUCGUUCUUCUCCAACCUACUGAACUGUCUCUUUUUUUUUUUUUUUUUUUUUUACAUUUUCUUGUCCACUUGGACAAGAAGGCAGGGAAGUUGUCUUGACAGCCCACAACCAACCGCCAGUGGGGUGAGAGGGGAGGGAGCAUUCAGGACCUGGGUCCCCUCCGUGACAUGGAGCCAGGGCACAACCAACGGGAGGUUCGACGCUGGCUGAACGCCCCCUUAAGCCCCCCACUCCUUUCUCGAGCUGGGGUUCUGGCUCGGGGCUUGGAAAUGGACCUGAACUUGACUUUCGACGAUGAGGAGCACGAUUGACUAACUAGAGAAGAAAGGCGGCGGUGGCUGGGAGUCCCCGCCCCAACCCUAGGCCGAAGGGAAUGUGGCAUAGGGUCCCCACUUCGGACUCCCUAGCUCCUGCUCCCACUCUCGCACCUUCCAAAACGAAAGCACCUCGAGCAGCACCUCCGAAGGGGCUGCGUGACCCGCCCCCACGGACCUUCCACUCCAGUCCGGGAGGAGAGCUGGGGCCUCCCAGCGUGACCAAGGGCUGAGGGUGCCCACCCCACCCCCACCCCUCCUCGUUCCCGGGUCCCCAGAUCCCCUCCCUUCCUCCACCGCCCGCCCAACCCGCCGCCCCCGGCGGCUGGCGCGCGCGGUGCAGCAUGCGGCAAAGCUCUUUGCAUAAAUUAUGCUCAUGACGCAGCAGCUAAAAAAAUCCAAGUAGCAGAAGGAGGGAAAAAAGGGGGGGGAGAAAAAGGGGGGGUUGUGGAAGGGGGGAAAGAAGAAAAAUAUAUAUACCUGCCCGCCCCCCCCAGCUCCCCCUUCCUGCUUCCCGGUCGCCCCCCCCUCCGCCCCGCGCAGCCCGCGGAGUCCCCUUCGGCUCUGCCCAGCCCGGCCUGGGGGCCCGGGGGUGGCGGCGGGUCCCGACCGGCUCCCGGGCCGAGCCGAGCCCAGCCAAGCCGCACUGGCUUCUUUGUCUGCGGGCGGCGGCCGCCCGGCCCCGGCCCCAGCCCCCUGGCCCGAGCUGUGAGAUGAAUUUCUAAUCGGUGGCCGCCGGGCACCCGGGGCGAAGGCGGCUCGGGCUCGGGCUCCGAUGUGCUAGGUGUGGGCCGACCCCCACCCCACCCUGACAAGUAACCAUGGAUCCUGGAGCCGGGCCAGAGUCAUCUCUGACUGUCAAUGAGCAGUCUCUGGCUGGAUUCAAUUUUCAGGCCUCAGGACUGUGUUGUGGGAGUGCCUUCGGGUACAGGCCAAGUGCAGGGGAGGCCCGACGGAGCUUUUGCAUACACAGAGUGUCCCUGAAUCUUGAAUGGCCCAAUUCAAAGUGCUGGAGGUCAUCGUGAUGUCCGGCCACGAGACCAUCCGCGUGCUGGAAGUUGGAGUGGAUGCCCAGAUCUCUGCCGAGGAGGAGGGCAAAGGGCUGGAGGGUGUGGCUGCCGAGGGCUCCCAGAGCAGAGACCCUGGCGAAGCUAGUGAGCCUGCUGGUGAAGCUGGGCCAGACAACCCAGACUCCGCUGCAGAGGCAACUGUGAAGUCUCUGCCGGGGAUCCCUCCGAGCCCUGCCCCUGCUGUUGCCACCUUCAGCCAAGCCCCCAGCCAGCCGCAGGCCUCGCAGACCCUGGCGCCACUAACUGUACAAGCUGCCCCCCAGGUCUUGACUCAGGAAAACUUAGCCACAGUUCUGACAGGAGUUAUGGUUCCAGCAGGGGCAGUUACUCAACCUCUUCUUAUCCCCAUCAGUAUUGCAGGUCAAGUGGCUGGUCAGCAGGGGCUGGCCGUGUGGACAAUUCCUACAGCAACCGUGGCCGCCCUCCCAGGACUGACAGCUGCUUCUCCCACGGGGGGAAUUUUCAAGCCACCUUUAGCCGGUCUGCAAGCAGCCGCUGUGCUGAACACCGCCCUCCCGACACCCGUACAAGCUGUCCCACCGCCGGCACAGGCCUCCUCGCCCAGCCAGCCCCGGCCAGCAGCCCAGCCCCAGACGCUGUUCCAGACCCAGCCGCUGCUGCAGACCGCGCCUGCCAUUGUCCCGCAGCCCACUGCUGCGGCCGCUGCUGCCCCCACGCCCAAGCCGGUGGACACCCCCCCACAGAUCACCGUCCAGCCCGCGGGCUUCGCGCUGAGCCCAGGAAUUAUCAGUGCCGCUUCCCUCGGGGGACAGACCCAGAUCCUAGGUUCCCUCACUACCACUCCGGUCAUUGCCAACGCCAUUCCCAGCAUGCCAGGGAUCAGCAGUCAGAUCCUCACCAAUGCUCAGGGACAGGUUAUUGGAGCCCUUCCGUGGGUAGUGAACUCGGCUAGCGUGGCAGCCCCAGCACCAGCCCAGAGCCUGCAGGUCCAGGCUGUGACACCCCAGCUGUUGUUGAAUGCCCAGGGCCAGGUGAUUGCAACCCUGGCCAGCAGCCCCCUGCCUCCACCCGUGGCUGUCCGGAAGGCAAGCACGCCUGAGUCCCCUGCUAAGAGUGAGGUACAGCCCAUCCAGCCCACGCCAGCCGUGCCCCAGCCUGCGGUGGUCAUCGCCAGCCCGGCCCCAGCGGCCAAGCCAUCUGCCUCUGUUCCCAUUCCAAUCACCUGCUCUGAGACCCCUACUGUCAGCCAGUUGGUAUCCAAGCCACAUACCCCAAGUCUGGAUGAGGACGGAAUCAACUUGGAAGAGAUCCGGGAGUUUGCCAAGAACUUUAAGAUCCGACGGCUGUCCCUGGGCCUCACGCAGACUCAGGUGGGUCAGGCUCUGACUGCCACGGAAGGCCCGGCCUACAGCCAGUCAGCUAUCUGCAGGUUCGAGAAGCUGGACAUCACGCCCAAGAGUGCCCAGAAGCUGAAGCCAGUGCUGGAAAAGUGGCUGAAUGAAGCCGAACUCCGGAACCAGGAAGGGCAGCAGAACCUGAUGGAGUUUGUGGGAGGUGAGCCCUCCAAGAAACGCAAACGCCGCACCUCCUUCACCCCCCAGGCCAUAGAGGCUCUGAAUGCCUACUUCGAGAAGAACCCGCUGCCCACAGGCCAGGAGAUCACCGAGAUUGCUAAGGAGCUCAACUAUGACCGGGAGGUGGUGCGGGUCUGGUUCUGCAAUCGGCGCCAGACGCUCAAGAACACCAGCAAGCUGAAUGUCUUUCAGAUCCCUUAGGGCUCAGCCCCCAGCCCUGCGUUCCAGCACUUUGUACUUCUCCCUUGGCACCUGGCUGCAGCCACCGCCGUGACAGCACCUGUCACAGUGUGGCACGCAGCUGUGCUUGUCCUGGGUCGCGAGACUCCACCGUGUGCAUGUGUGUCCGCUGCCUCCCUCCUCUCCUCCACGUAUCUCACAGCAUGGGGAGGGCAGAGGGGCCCACCGAGAGCUCCAGGCUCAGGCCGGUCACGCUGAGGGAUCCCUCCCUCACUUAAAGAAGCACUUUGCUAAUGUGGUUUUCGAAGGGUGAAUUCUGGUUGGGAACCAGACACCCCCCCCCCCCCCGCCCCCCGUCCUGGGGGCAGGGCUGCUGCAGCCCCCAAAGGACCCCUGGCCAUUUGCUCUUGUUUUCGACGGCAUUCUCUCUGGCCCUCUCUUCCCCUUUGCUCCUGUGUGUAAGUGUGGCAGGGACUGCAGCCUCACCUCCCACCCUUUGCCUGCAGGCACACUGCCCCCCCACCCCUCCCGAAAGGACCCAAGAGGCACAAUUCUGGGAAAAGUGUGAUGAGCUGCUCAGAAGGUCAGGCUCAGGGUCUGCCUUGCCUUCAAGGUCAGAAGGUGCCCGCAGCCCUGGGGCCAGAACACGUGAUCUCCUUUCCCACUUCUUCCUGAUUCCUUUUGGGGGGAAAUUGCACUAAAGGGGAACCUUUUCAUUUGUAAUCCAUGGUGGAAGGAAGCAGCUUUGAACUCUAGCUGUCCUGGAGUUGACCUGGGUGUACAGCACGUUGGGAACUUAGUAAAUAAGCCCAUCCUCCCAGAUUUUAAUCUAAUCUCUGCCCAUGGCUGUCUCGGCCACUAAACAGUGAGGGAUAGAGAACUGGCAGCCUGGAAAAUCCCAUUGCCCAAGCUCGCAGCACCCUGGAGAAAAAUGAGGGAAGGAAUGCUGACUCUCUCUUUCUCUUGUCCUCCCACUCACCCCCAACCCAGUGCCGGGCCUUCUCAGAAGGGGCACAUGAAACCCUAAACCAGACAGCAAGGCCCCGGGGAAAAGGCCAACAUCCAGAAAGGACUGAUGGCAGCCCAGGAAGGUCUCUUGCGGAAGGUGACUUAACUCUUAAUUUUCUUUGAGACUUUGAGCCUUGGAUAUUGGGAGGAGAAAUCUUAUUUUGUCCAAAGUCUUAGACCACGUGUUUGUGCAAACGAUCCCCGCCCCCACCCGCCCCACCCCCCGUCGAGAAGACCCCUGAGGCAGGAUGGGCGUCACCUGUAGAAAGGACAGCUAUGGCACGUUGCGGGCUGGCGUCUCAUCCGAGCUGCUAAGUGAGUUUCACGGUGGCUGGACAACCCCUGGAACUCAGUAUGUCACUCUGGGAGGUCAGGAGAGCACCAAGAGGUUGACUUAGAUGAACCCAGGCUUGCUGCGUAGACCGUCCCUAAAGGGGCACAAGUCACAGAGCCAGGUCCGUAGCAGCCGCCCUCCUCCUCCUCCACACCUCACAAGAUAUACCCUGAUGAAGUGGCUGUGAGGCGAGGGCACAUCCCCACCCCCACUGGUCACUGUGGCAGAGCCACCUCCUAGUCUAGCUUCCUCCGGCUUGCCGUCAUUUCCUGCCUACGACUGGUCCCCGGCAGGCCCUACAUUGGCAGAGUGUGAGAGGACAAUUGUGUGUCAAAUUGCCACGCACACACCCCGCUACGUUCGGACCAACCAAACCUUCCCGAGUGUAGUGAGAACGACGAAGCGGGCAGGCACCUUGCCUGCCCCGGCCUCCCAGGAGAGAGUAUGUCUCCCCGGCGGGGCGGGGGGGGGGGGGGGGGGGGGGCGUCACACUCAAGUUUAGGGUUAUCCACCCUGUCUGCAUGAGAUGAACUGGCUUGGGAGAGGCAUGCUAAGCAAGUCUUCAGUAAGAAGAGUUAAAGUCCUGGGGUUGGCAAAGGAUUCAGUGACUUACCCUUCAAUAAAUCAGAGAGAGACAGGUUUUCACCCUCAAACACUUGCGUUCAGAUAUGCUUUCUUUUUUGGGAGAGACAAGUGGGUCACAGCUGGAGCCCUGGAAGUAGCAUAUAAUCCAGGGUGUGGCCGUGGCUGUGGAGAUGCAGGAGGAACCCAUCUGUCCUGGUCUGCGGAAGGGAAAAGAUAAUGAAGUUCUGGUCUAAAUUAGGCCUGGCCAUGCUUUCUCAGCUCCUCCCUUUUCUAAAUCUGUCUUCCCGAGGCUGGGCUAGAAUGAAACCAUUUUCUCCUCUCCAGGAAGGAUGGGUAGGUCUUUCCGAGGGACAGAAUUUUUGCGGGCUGAAUUCCCCAGGCAAGGGGGUGCAGAGUAUCCCUGAAAUGGCCCAGGGCAGAGCUCACCGGCUUGCUGUCUCUGCUCCUGCUCUCCCACUGUCGGACCCUCGGGGAGCAGCUAUCUGUACCCGAGGUGGGUUUUCUGCUUUGUUUCUGGUAGCGCCAGGCUCUGAAGGGCGUUAAUGUAACUUUUGUCUUGAAAGCACCUUUCUGGACAGAAGCCAGAGCUUAGGCAGAAGAAAGGGCAGAAAUGAUUUCACUGUCUGCGUGUGGUGUUGUUUGUUUGUUUUUUGUUUUAAAUGAAAGAAAGACCAAAACUUUCUAUGGCCCGGUGAAUCAGCUGGGGUCUUUGACCCUGCACUAUCCACGGCAUUUUAUCUAGUGGGGGCCCAGGGAAGAAUUUGGCCAAGCGGAUUGAGGAACACACUUGAAUCUGGAAUGAGAGAAACCCUGACGUUUUUGUGCCCUUGGACCCACUCACCUUCCUAUGCCUAGAUUUCCUUUGUGUCUCGUAGGCCAGGCCCUGACACUGAGGUUCUGACUAUCUCCCCACAAGGGGCAAAGCCUGCUGAGGGCUGGAGUGAGGGGUGGGGAGGGAAGAAUGGGGAUGAAGCACUUGAUGUAGUUGUGUGGAAUAAACAGUAUUUUUCUUUUGUACGGGUCUGCUUGUUGAUCCUUCAUCUCUCAGGAGCUGAUAGGGAGAAGCCAGACAAGUACCGGGGAGCUACCUCUGCCAUC
Molecule: messenger RNA, 6156 nt
Organism: Zalophus californianus (California sea lion)
Lineage: Eukaryota; Metazoa; Chordata; Mammalia; Carnivora; Otariidae
Gene: POU6F1
Product: POU class 6 homeobox 1
Exons: 12
Coding region: 1338-3152 (604 amino acids)
Biological process (GO): regulation of transcription by RNA polymerase II
Molecular function (GO): RNA polymerase II cis-regulatory region sequence-specific DNA binding; DNA-binding transcription factor activity, RNA polymerase II-specific
Source: RefSeq, a predicted model, not a curated record